UAUAGAAAGUGUUAAAACUAUUCUUGCCGAUUCUGUAAAAUUAAAGGAAAUGCUAAACAAAGAAAAUUUUAAUUCAUUUUUAAAAGAUUGGGACGUUAGUUUAAAUUCACCGAAAUCGGUUACAAAAAAUAAAGAAAAUAAUGCGAGCCAGAGAAAUUUCAAAUGGCAUAGAAAACGUCCUAGAAGUCUUGUUGAACAGAAAGAAGGAAUACAACAUUCAGUAACUAAAAAUUUAAUGGUGCAAAUACCUAAAGAAAUUGUAUGUUCUGUAGUAGGAAAACAGUUCCGCAAUAAAUGUAAUCCUAGCACCAAUGAUGUAACACCAACGAACGGUUCUUCCACAUCUGGCGUUGUAUCUACUGCACCAAGUCCUAAUGAUUACUGGACUGAAUAUGAGAAUAAUCGAAAUGUACUCGUCACUUCUGUUGACAAAGAAAGUGAAAUAGACAUUAAUAAUGUGAUGUUCGAAGUGACAAGUAACGCUAUGAAUGAAAAUUUGAAAUCUCGUAGCGAUGAAUGGGUGUCGCGUUUUGUUCAAAUAAUGGAAGAAGCACUAACACAAGUGUUACAGAAAAAUCCCACACAAUCUCCUAAUGUGUUAGCCCCACCAUGGACUCUCUUUGAAGCAACCACUUGUAUUAAAAUGAAAUAUCGUAAGGACCGUAAUAUAGUCGAUGCUGGAAAUAAAUUGACUAAUACUCUUACAAAGAUUAGUGAUAAAAAAGGAACAGUAAAUAUUCAUCUGACUCCAAAACAGUAUAUGGAAAUGUACAGUUAUGGUGUUUAUUUGAUUGAUACCCUACAGGCUGCUUUUGAGAGCUGUGAAGAUUUACAAACGGCAUCUGAAUCACUAUCGAAAUUGUUAUACGAUAUUGAGCAUCCAAAUCUAUCAACUAGUCAAAAUGAUGCAUUUAUUGACGUACAAGACGAAAUUAUCGUAGAUACCAGUACCACAAAUAAAGAGUCAAAAGAAAAGACACUCCUGACCAAUGAAGAAGAUUCAUUAGUUCAUCAAAAACAGCAAGUAGACUUGUCUCCAGUACCUUCUCCAUCAAAGCGCAAGUUAAGAUUAAAAUUUAAAAAUAAAGUUGAAAGAGUAAAUGAUGUUAAAAGUAUUGAGAGAGCCGAAUCUAAAACCUCAUUGUUAUCUACAUUGGAUUCAAAGAAUUACAAUGAUGUAUGUGAAAAGGAAAGUUUAAAGUGUUUUAUAAAUGAGGAGCCUCGCACACCACUUUAUGAUCCACCAACAUUAGACGAAGUCGAAACACUCAAAAAUAUAACUACUGAAUCUCCAAUGAAUGUUGCAAUGACAACAAACCCUAGUGAUGAUUCAAAACAACCAAAGAUAAUUAUAAAUUCCACUCAAUUUGCGGAAUAUGAAGAAAUACUUAAGAUUGAAAUAUUUGAAUUAAAUGAUACUGAUGAAGAAAUGGCCGAACGAUAA
Molecule: messenger RNA, 1444 nt
Organism: Papilio machaon (common yellow swallowtail)
Lineage: Eukaryota; Metazoa; Arthropoda; Insecta; Lepidoptera; Papilionidae
Exons: 6
Coding region: 50-1444 (464 amino acids)
Source: RefSeq, a predicted model, not a curated record